CAUGGCGGCUCAGCUGGGCCGAGGCGCGCCGGAGGAGGCGGAGGCUGCUGCUGCUGCGGAGAGGGCCGGUCGGGACUGCUGGCAGGCGCCUGCUGACGAGGCGGACGCUGCCCCGAGAGCGCGCAGGAGGCGCACGGCGUACCCCGAGAGCGCAGCCGCCGCCGCCGCCGCCGCCGCCAAAUGCUGUGCUUGGUGAUCGCCGCGAUGAAAGCUCAAAUUGAAAUUAUUCCAUGCAAGAUCUGCGGAGACAAAUCAUCAGGAAUCCAUUAUGGUGUCAUUACCUGUGAAGGCUGUAAGGGCUUUUUCAGGAGGAGUCAGCAAAGUAACGCCACAUAUUCCUGUCCCCGACAGAAGAACUGUUUAAUUGAUCGAACCAGUAGAAACCGUUGCCAACACUGUCGUUUACAGAAAUGCCUUGCUGUGGGGAUGUCUCGAGAUGGUGAGCUUUGCUAGUUCAGCUGUAAAGUUUGGUCGAAUGUCAAAAAAGCAGAGGGACAGCUUGUAUGCAGAAGUGCAGAAACACCGGAUGCAGCAACAACAGCGAGAUCACCAGCAGCAACCCGGAGAGGCAGAGCCAUUGACGCCAACAUACAAUAUCACUCCCAAUGGGCUCACAGAACUGCACGAUGACCUCAGUAAUUACAUUGAUGGGCAUACCCCUGAAGGUAGCAAAGCAGACUCUGCCGUUAGCAGCUUCUACUUAGACAUACAGCCUUCUCCAGAUCAGUCGGGGCUUGAUAUUAAUGGAAUCAAACCAGAACCGAUAUGCGACUACACACCUGCAUCGGGCUUCUUUCCUUAUUGCUCUUUUACAAAUGGAGAGACUUCUCCUACUGUGUCCAUGGCAGAAUUAGAACAUCUCGCACAGAACAUUUCCAAAUCGCACAUGGAAACUUGCCAGUACUUGAGGGAGGAGUUGCAGCAAAUAACAUGGCAAACUUUUCUACAGGAAGAAAUCGAGAACUACCAGAGCAAGCAAAGGGAGGUAAUGUGGCAAUUGUGUGCCGUGAAAAUAACAGAAGCAAUACAGUACGUGGUGGAGUUUGCCAAACGCAUUGAUGGCUUUAUGGAACUGUGUCAAAAUGAUCAAAUUGUGCUUUUAAAAGCAGGGUCUUUAGAGGUUGUGUUUAUCAGAAUGUGCCGUGCCUUUGACUCCCAGAACAACGCAGUGUACUUCGAUGGCAAAUAUGCUAGCCCCGAUGUAUUCAAGUCAUUAGGGUGUGAAGAUUUCAUUAGUUUUGUUUUUGAAUUUGGAAAAAGCUUAUGUUCUAUGCACCUUACUGAAGAUGAGAUUGCAUUAUUUUCAGCUUUUGUUUUACUCUCUGCAGACCGAUCAUGGCUUCAGGAGAAAGUAAAAAUAGAAAAGCUCCAACAGAAGAUUCAGUUAGCACUUCAACAUGUAUUACAGAAGAACCACCGAGAAGAUGGAAUCUUAACAAAGCUAAUAUGCAAAGUGUCUACUUUAAGAGCACUGUGCGGGCGACAUACAGAAAAGCUUAUGGCGUUUAGAGCAAUAUACCCAGACAUUGUGCGACUUCAUUUUCCUCCAUUGUACAAGGAGUUGUUCACUUCAGAAUUUGAGCCAGCAAUGCAAAUGGAUGGGUAAACGUAUCACCUAAGCACUUCUAGAAUGUCUGAAGUACAAACUUUAAAAAAGAAAAGGAAAAAAAGAUAAUAGAAACCAAGACACUUUAUAUGGUCCUGCAUAGACCUAGGGAGCCAACACACUGCACAUCUUCUGGCGAAUGGGGUCAGGCAGAAAAAAUGGGGGAAAUGACACAAAAGUUGAACUUGUUGUUCUCACACAAAUGAUUUCCAUGAUCCCUACCGAUACGGACCCUUUUUUUGUCUUGACUUCUGUCUUUGACCUCUGUUUAUGCAGAAUGAGGGUACUAAAAAUCAGGAGGUUUCCUUUUCCUUGAAACUCACUGCCCACAGACUUUUACAGAACGACGUUUUGUUAGUAAGAACAGAAUCUCCAGCUAGAAACCAGCGACUGGUGUGCAUUGCAGAGGCUUCAGCAUCAGUUUGCACAACUUGCUCAUUGUUUCAUGAAGGACGAUUUCUUUUCACCCUACCGUUGAUUGCCAGUAGGCGGAAUGGCAUGAAAAGGGUCCAUAGCAAUAGUGACAAUAGCAUUAUAAUCUAUUACAGGGUAAAUGGGCACGAAGUCUAUAUAUAGCAAAAGAGAUAUUGUUUAUAAUAUUGUUUUAAUUAAUAUAAAAUGUAGUUACUGGUAUAGCUUUUAUUGUUGAAUUGAUAAGGCACUUUCAUUUUGCACCUUUUUUCUUUUAAAUUAUAUGCUAGCGUGUUCAUUGUUGUGCUGCAUGUGCACCAGAACUUCAAGUUUAACUGUGGGAGGUUUGAAAGGUAUAGGGACACUGCAAGGUGUUUAUGCUGCUGUUUUCCACAUUUACUUUUCAAGAGAGGCCGGUCAUAUCAUGAAAUACCUUCAGUGAUUUUGUGUAAUGGGACGAGGAGGGAGGGGGGAAGACAAGUUUCUAAACUGCUAGUUUUAGCUUGUGUUUUUUUUAAAGACAUUUUAAUAUAUAAACAAAACAAUCCCUUUUCUUAAAAAGAUUGCUGACAUAGGGAUAGAGAAAAUCUAUAUUUAAUCACUUUAAAGGUGCUAUUGAAAAAUUUGAAAAGUCAGCCGAUUCUUUAAAUGACUAAAUAUGGAUUCAGAAAACCAAAUUUAGAUACAUAUCUUUUGGAAAUAUUGGUCCUAAUACUUUUGUUUACAUUUAGUGUGUGUGAGUGAGUGUGUGUGUGUGUGUGUGUGUCCAGCAAGUGCACGUGCACCAUUAGUCAUCUGUUGAGACAGAAUAGGGUACAAUCCAUCACGAAGUUCUUUUUGUGGUCCUGAUUGAAAUGAAUGGGAGAUAACCAAAUUGUAAUAGUGUUUCCUGGUGGAUUGUCUCCCUUGGCUUAAAUCCAGUAUAUAGUUAAGAGUGCCCAAAUCUCUUUAGUAUUUAAGACUAAAUAGCUGUUUCCUGGAUUGUGGCACUGUUGUUUAUUUUAUUUAGUAAAGAGUGGGUUUACAUGUGGCUACUUACUCCAUAAACUAAACAGUGCAAUUUAAGCAGGUUCCUACACCUACAGAAAAAAAACCUAAAGCUUGAUUCCAACUGAGUGCUGCACUUUUUAGCCGCAGAGGAAUGCUCAAUAAGCUGUCCAGGAUGCCCAAUUAUGUGAAUAGUGGAUUAUGAAAUCAAAUGAAGUAUCUGACUCUAAAAUGACCCUUUCAAUCUUCUCUUAUUUUCCCACCUUCCAAGGAAUAAGACAGGCCCACAUACAUUAAAUAAACAAUAACAUUGCCACCAAUAAGGCACACCAUAUUGAUUGGGCCCAAUUUAACUACAAACAGCAAAAACCCUCAUUUCAUUGGCGUAGUUAAAAUGGAUGCCAACCACGUGGCUGCUAUGUUACACAGAUGGCUUUCCACACAGAAAAAUCUCAGCAGAGUUUGCUUUCUUAGUAGCAAAUUGAUCAUAAAACAUGACUUUGAAUUAGGCCACAUCCUACCACAAUGUAUACAUGUGAUACUGAAUUUUCCAAGUGUUACCGGUAAUGUCUGUAGCAGACACAUUUCAGUGUUGUUUCAAAUGUGGUUUCCAGUAUAAGUGAACCACACACCUUUUGAGAAAUCUUGUUGUUACUGAAGAGAAAAUUAAAAGGACAUACAUAUUUAUUAGGGCUAGGGAGUGCUUCUCUCCACCUGAUUUCUCUGGAGCAUACUGGGGCUUCAUUCAAAAUGUAGCAGUUAUGUACAAACCUAAACAUUUUAGAACCCGAGUUCUAAUUUGAGUUAUUAUUUUAGGAAUUAUUUACAUACCAUCUGGAGUAUUUUAUUCAGCCUUAAACAGUCUUAGGUCACUGUGUUUUUGUGAUGAAUCCUAAAUCCUACUCAGCUAGAAGUGGCAACCGUGCUAUUUUUUUAUCUGUUGACAAGUCAAGAACUCGGUUAUUCCAAAGUACACUUCUAACCCUCAUUCCACCAACACCCUUGAUUGAGCAAAUGCAUCAAAGAGUAAAAGAUUCUUCUCAGGAUAACUUGUAAAGCAAGGGAGUUCUUCAAACUACACCUAACUUAUUCAAAUUACUCUUUGUAAAAUAGAUUUUAUAAUAUAGCAAUAUUUAGCAUCCUGAUGAUUUAAAUUUAAAGCAUACAGACGGAUGUAAUCUUCUUGUCUCAGUGCCUGAAAGUUUCCAUCAAAAGACCAACCAUCCAGCUGUCUAAACAUGGAUUUUUCAGGCUCCUAAAGAAAAUAUCAAAAAAAAAAAAUCAUCUUAUAUUGGAUAUUAUGAUUAUUUAAGUAUUUUUUUAUUUCAAAAUGACCUAUUGCAAGGUAUGAAAAAAAUUAUUUACUUGUUGGGGUACUCUUGCAUUCUAGCAUACAGUGUAGUAGUAAUUCAUGUGUUCAAGAUAAUACAAAAUUCCUAUUAAGGAAGGUGCAUGAGGGACUAUGCCGUUGGACCUGUUUGUUUUGAGCCCCAAAGUCUUCAUUUAAUGUAGUAUAAACAGCUGAAAAUUCUCAUAUUUGAGGGUUCCUACAUGUCCAGUGCAAACCGUAAGAUUAAAUUGUCUAUAGGCAUUAGAACUGUAAACCCAGUUCAGUCAGACAGGAAACAAACUUAUAGCUGCAGAAUCUUUCAUCUCUAUCACUCCCAGGGCAGCUGGUAGUUUGUUAGCAGGGAAAUCGAGGCCUACUGGUAAUUAGUUCUGAAAGGAUCUAAUGUGCAAACCAAAGUGAACAUGCAAGCCUUUUACAACCAUUUUGGGCUUGCAGAGCAGAUCCCUAUGCUCCUGAGGCACUUAGGUUGGGAAUGUAUAAAUUGGAAAUUCAAAUACUGUCCUCUUGCCAUUUACCCUUUCUAGUGACCACAGAUACAGUGGUACCUCGGUUUAAGAACAGUCCGGUUUAAGAAUGAUUUGGUUUACAAACUCUGCAAAACUGGAAAUAGUGUCUUGGUUUGAGAACUUUACCUCGGUCUAUGAACAGAAUCCGAACGGUGGAAGGGCACCGGCGGCGGGAGGCCUCAUUAGGGAAAACACACCUUGGUAUAAGAACGGACUUCCAGAAUGGAUUAAGUUCCUAAGCCGAGGUACCACUGUACUUGGUAAGAAGACAUCUACGAUAGUUUCAACAAACACAGGAAGUGCCAUGACUGGCUCAGAUAUGUUCUUGGCACUCUGCACAUAUAGAAGCAUACCCAUUCCUUUCUAUAAGCAACCCAUGCCAAGAGAUAGCAUAUAGAUUCCCAGAAAAGCCUGAGAAACCCCUGAUCACAAUAAACUUUAAUUGCAUCCAGUGAAUGGAAUUUUGAAAAAGCCCCAAUCUUCAGUUUUCCUCUACCCCAGUACAGGGGAGCUGUUUCUAAAGAAUGAAAAUCCUGCUAGCUACAUGGACAGAAUUUUGCCAUUCUCAUAAAUUUUGUUUAUUUUAUUGGAGUAACUGGUAGUAAAUGUUGAUUCUGUUCUUUUUUAUAGAUGCAGUCCAAGCUUAAAUCCAGGCUGUUAGCAAAUUAGAGGGUUUUUUUAAUGUGACCACCCUCAAAUGCUAAUUCAGUUUUAAAGUUCAGCUAAAUUAAAACUCCAGUAUCUACCAGCCACCACCUGCUUUAGGCCUGCCAUUUACUACAGACAAAAUGUAUCAAGUUGAUUCAAAUGGAAAAUGAACAGUAUUCACUUGUGGCAGUAAAAGGGAUACUUAUAUUUUGGUAUUUGGUAUUGACUCUCAGUCAUGGCCUUUGUUAUUGUUAGUAAAUAUUUUACAUUUAUCUGCUCACACAAAAUAUCUUCAGAUAUUGAAUUGGUCCUUACUUGUAGGCAAUGCCAUAUCAUUCCCAAUCUUAUCCCUAAAAGCAGACACCAGAUUCACUCCUGUCUUGAAAGCCAAGCACUUUAGGUCUACACAUUAGACACACCGUUAUCACUUAUAGCUUCUUCCAAAAUCCAUUAAUUGGUGCAUAAACUAGCCCAUGUUUUCUUCAUCUCAAUUAACAGCAAAUUAUGCUUUGAAAAAGGGUAAAAUGGUGGGAACUGUUGCUGAUGCCUUUUUAAGAGAGGACACGCCGAAGAACUCAAGCUGUAGCUGAAAGUAUGCAGAUGCCAGUAUUAGAGCAGGGACAAAACCUAUCUGGGAAAAGAAGCUGAGAAAAGGACUAAAAUCUGAAUAUGACGGGGUAGUAUAAUCCAUUAGAAAACUUGCAGGCUGUAGACUAAAUUCAAAUGUAUAGUUUGUGAAUCUUUUGGGACUGCACUAUAUAAUUUGAUGAAGUUAUAUAAAAUAGCUACAGGUAUUAGAAUCAAUCACUCCAGAGAGCUGUUAGUUAAAAAUUGUAUUGGAUUUUCAUCUUCAAUCCCAUUUUGCUGGACAUCUGGUACAGUUGGAAUAUUUCAAGGUAGAAUUUAUUUCUAAAAUAAAUGUCUAGUCUUAGACCAGGCAUCCCCAAACUGCGGCCCUCCAGAUGUUUUGGCCUACAACUCCCAUGAUCCCUAGCUAACAGGACCAGUGGUCGGGGAAGAUGGGAAUUGGCAGUCCGAAACAUCUGGAGGGCCAGAAGUUUGGGGAUGCCUGUCUUAGACCAUGGUGAUAUACUUUUGCAUCUCUAGGAUUUUCAUACUGCUUUUAAACUAUGAAAUGACAUGAUGCGAGAUACAGUUUUAAGUUUGGUUGUUCUUUUUUGGAGCUUUUAGACUAUCACCAUCAUCAUAUGGCUAUCAAGGUAUGAAUGUGUGUACCAUUGUAUGUGUGUGGUUGCUUUUGGCCAUUAAGUGUCCAUAGAAUAAAGAAAAUGUGUUGAAGAUAUUUAAGUCAAAAAUAGAAGGUGGAAAAAAAUAUUCUAUAUAAAGCCUUGUCUGGACCACUUAGAGAAACUUCUAUUUUUUUAACCCUUCUAUAAAUAUUUGAUGGCACUUGAAAUAUUCCUGCAAUAAAAUGUGAUUUGUGUAAAGAUUAACAAACAAAAAGAUUUUGUAAUGUGAAACAAUGAAAGAAAGCAAUGUAAUUUUUCAGAAAAAGAAAAAGAAAAAACAAACAAACCAACUUUGUAUUAUUUUUGUUGAUGGAAUCUGUCUACUUGUCUUUGGAAAAGUUUUUAUUUCAUUGAAUGUGCCAUAGUAGAGAUGUGGGUUGUGGUUUUUUGUUUUUAAGUUUUUGGUGACAGGAAAGCUAUUUGUGUUACCGACAUUCCAUAAUGUGUGAGGACAUAGCAUAAUAUUUUUUUUCUUAAUAUAUAUAUAUUAGUAAGCUUCAGUCAUUGUUGCUUUUUUGCACAUGUACUUCACUCCUCUAUAGUGCAAUAUGUACAUAGAGCACUUGCGGGUUUAAACCUUGACCCCUCAGGGAAAAAAUACUUAUUUGUUGUACAUAAUUUUUUUUGGCCUUCUUUUUUGCUAAGGAAUGUCGAUUGAAUCACUUGUUGUUGUCAAGGGGCAGCCAGAUAAUAAUCCUAACGCCACUGCCAAAAAACAUUGAUCAUGUAAUCAUUCAUGCCCUGCCAUUCUCAAUGAAAAAUUCUGACAGUUCUUUGUGCAAAUUGGGGAACAAAAGGGGUAUAUAAGCACCUUAUGAUUGACUUAACUGUGAAUGACAAUCCAUCUUGUUAUCAAUAAUAGAUGCCCGAUCAUUUAGAAGUUGGGGUUAAAAAGUCUGAAAGAAAUGUGCUCAGGGAUCUUGUAGAACUCUUCAACAGGGUGGCCAGUACUUCUGGGACAAAUUGCUUUUCAAAAGUUUCAUACUAUCCCUCCAUUGCACAACUGAACUGGGCAGAGACAUUUUUUAUCCAAGUGAAUUUCAGUUGUUAGGGUUUCCAGACCCUAUACUGCUCAACUCUUUUAAGGAUUGGCACAAGACAAUAAUAAUAAUUCCAAUGCUCUGAGUAUUUUGUUCAAUGUAUUAGAGAAGUGAGCUUGUUUUGGCCCAUGAAACAAAAUACUUUAAUUUUAUUUCAGAUAGCCAGUUCAUAAUGUUUUAAUCAUACUCUUCAAUACUUCUAUAUGUCAUCUUGGGACCAACUACAUGUUAUGCUUACUGUGAAAAACCUUUGAUUUUUGUUAAUUAAAUUACAGGCACGAAGAAGUGCAUAAAUUCAAACAUAAAUGUACCACAUGGUGACAGAAGGCUUAUGAGAACUGCUCCUCAUGCAUGGCAAGGGGCUGGUGCCAAAGGGAUCCUCCACCCCACCCAUUGAAACUCAUAGCCAUAUAGGAGGGGCAGUUUCUAUUCUGAUCAAAGCUGGGGAAGAGAAGAAGUAAACCUCCUUUCACUAUGUGUUAUGACAGGAAUCCUGCAUUCCUCUGCAUCUGUAAUUUAAGUAACAAAAACAUUGCUGCAUAUUAUACAAUAAGCAUAGCAUGUAUCUUGGGCCUGUAUCUUGACCCUUGUGGUUCCGGCCAACACAGAGGCUUCUGGGGCAGAAUUUUAGACAACGCUGAAAAAGCUGGCAAUACACUAUUUUCCAAAGCAAAUGUGCUGUAAAUUUUCUAAAUUUCUAUAAUAAAAAAACAUUGGGUGCCAAUACACUUUUAGACACAAUGAAGCUAAAUUUGUAUUUUUAUGUAGUUUAUUGUCAGUAUUUUGCAGUGCAGAAUUAAUCCUCAGUGUUUAACUGAGUUUAUGUUAUCCUUAAAAACUAUUGUUAUAAGCUGCUGUUUUAAUGAGAGCCAUGCAGUUCAGAAUAAAUUGAAUAAUAUUCUGCCCAGAACAGGUUAUUAAACUCCCCCACUGUUGGUGAAUGUGCUUUACUUUAACAAAAUAAAACCAAAAUUGGGAGGAAGAGUAAGCUGCAUGAUAACAAUCCCCAUAUAAUUCAGUAAUUACUAUAAAUAUGUAGAAGGUAGUAUAGUGCUGCCACAGUGCCAAACCAUAGGGCAGAGUAUUUAAAAUGUUCUAAAAGGCCCUAAUAGCAGUGUGGAAGGAAAGCUGCAGUUCUAAACCCAUGCUUUUGCUUCUGGAGGGGAAUAGGUUCUACUGGUCUCCACUGGUCACUACUGCUGACAUCAGCUAAUGGAGGGCUCCAAAAUGGAACAUUUAGCGGGUGGAGCAGAGCUGGGCUGGCCAAAGUUUUGUUGAAUCCUAAACUGCUCCAAUAAAGAGCCCAAUUAAGGCCACUGCUGUGCCAGUCUGGUCCUGGUGCAGCAGAAAAGGUCUUCUUCUUCUUUGGCGAUCACUCGUAGCUGAGUAAGAUUGUCUUCCAUAAACAGUUUUAACAAUGAGUCCGUGAGGGACUGUGGAGGCCGAUUCUGGAUCCACAUGUUCUUCCACAGUGGGGGACACUGGUUUCCGGGCGGGAGGUAGUCCCUCCACAUUCUGUUCUGGCUGGCAUGAGCUCUGCCACUCCAUUCUGCCAUGCUGCUCCCCAACCAGAGUUGGAAUUGCUCUGCUAAGCUUUCCUUGAUGGGUGGCAUUUAUGCCUCUUUCCAUGUUUAUUAAAAGCAGAACAAGCAGUAAAAGAAACGGAACUUAGGUAAGAAUUUAAGACUCACUCUGUUUAACAGUCAGGCCAAAGAGAAGUUGAUUUCAUCAUCUCAGCUAAGUGGUUGAAUGCCCUUCUCUAACUGCAACACCCCCAUUUAUGUAUCAUGUGUUCUACGCAUGCUUUCUUUCCUAAUUGCUACAACAUUGCAAACCAUUUUUAUUUUUAUACAGAAGUAACCACCGUUAAGUAUAUAUAAAGCAUCCAUUGCAUGUUCUGUUGUGCUUACAUCCUGGUUCUCUUCUAAGACUAAAAAGUGGUUGUUUGUUGAAAGUAUUUUUUUCUUUCUUUCUGAUUUAUUAGCAGCUUAAUCCUUCAAAAUGAGACAGCUUUGUAAGAGGUACUCACAAUAUUUUCAAAGCAGUGAGCCUGUUUGUAAAGUGUAACGGAUGAUCAGAAAAUUACAGGGUGAAAUAUGUACAUCUAGAAGAGAUUAUAAUCCCAUAAAGCUGAACUAAUUAGAAAGCAUAUCUACGGUAAUUUUUAUUUUUAUAUUUGUUCCUAAGUGUCUGUUCUGUGUGCGCAGUUUAUGUAGCUUGGGAAAUAUUAAUGGACCAGUGCCAAUGCAAAAUUGUAUGCUUUUUCUGGUUAUGUGAUUGUCCAGAUUUUGAGUGUCCAGUAAGGGACACAUGAUUGCCAUGUGAUCAUUCUGGGCAAAGCUGAGUGCAAAGUAUUCUUGAUGCAGUUUUAAGGCAAUAAUUUUGGAAAGAAUUGGAAAGAUUCAACCAUGAGCUCUAAUAAAAGAUUCCCAAAUAUAUGUAAAUAUGGAUAAGCAUUGACAUCAUAAUUGUUUCCUGCCACCUCUUUCCCUUGGAGAUAAAACUACAGAUUUAAUGCCAAAGCUGGCUCCUUGUACGUGGGUGUCCAAGGCAACUAUUUGUGGAUGGUUUUCAAUUCCCAGAUUAUUGCCUUAGACACAUCUAUAAACUUGAAGAAUUGUUGUAAAAUAUUUGGAUGAUCUGUUAAUGUGUUUGACGAAUCAUUUACUUUGAGGUCUUCACACAAUUAAUCAUUUUUAUCAAGUCAAACACAAUUAAUCAAACUCAUCUGUACAUUUACAGGGCCAGGCUAUUUAGAAGUCAGAUGUCUUAUGACAAAGUAUUUUUAAAAUAAUCCAAAUGUUAAUACAAUGUGAAUAAAUUUAAAUUUUGUGCCAUUUACAUUUUUUCAAUUUAAUAUUUCUGGUAAAGUGGUGAUUAGGAAUCAAACCAAAGCCUUAUACAAUCAACCAAUUAAUUACUAAUUGAUUAAUGAUAUUACAAAUAAAGAUUUGAGAACAUACUACUAUACUGCGAAUUCUUAGAGGAAUGUGCAGGUGUCACAUUUAUAAUUUGUCAUGUUGAAACUAGCUUAUUUGUCUACUUUUCUAACUAUUUCGAUAUAUAGAGAUCUAGGAAUAAAGGAAGAUGUUGCUUUACAUUGCUUUAUGUAUAUAAAUGUGUCAAUUAGAUUUUCACAUAUAUUGGUAGCAGGACAUAAUAGUUCCUCUUCAGAGCAAUAAAUAAACUUAAUCCAAAUAUAAAAUUUUAGCUCCUGUGCAUUGAAGCAAUGUGAAUCUGAAAGCCAAGAAUCAUUAUUUGUCAUUCAAUUUUUAAUUUUUCCUGCUGUGGCAUUCACUUUAUCUUUACUGUUCGUCCCGUUGCCCCUUAAGAAUACUUCUUUUAAAAGGGAAAAAAGAAUUGAGCACAUAGAAUGCUUUAUACUACAUCCUUAUUUUGUGCAUGUGUUUACUUUGCACACUUGAACUUUCCCAUACUCCUUAGAAAGUUUUACUGAAGAUGCAUAAAUGUACAGGACCCUGCAAUCUGUUUGCUAUUCUCGUAUUGAAAUGCAGAAAAUUCAUAAGCAAUAUAGUGAAUAUUAUUUCACAAACCACAGAGGUACUGUAUAUAUAUUUUCCUAACUCCAAAAUUUUCUAUUUUGACUCAACAAAUUUGUAAAAAAAAAAAAGCCCCAGUGGUAACUCUUUUGACUAUUAGGACAUUAACUGGCUGCUUCUUUAUAUGUAAUUGUAUUGUCUGCCUGCUCCUUUUUCGGAGAUGUGUUUUUGUAUGGAUGUUUGAGCCAAAUGGGAGGCUUCAAGCUAUGAUGUAUUUUCCCAGUUUAAAUAUAUUUAACAUAUGACAAACCCCAGACAAGGCUUUUAAUAAUGUAAGAAGAACUGCAGUGUUAGGUGGUUUAUUUGCAAACUUUUCUCAGUGCUAUCCAUUUUAUGGCACCUUUAACAAUAUACUUGUUUCCAAAGUACAAAAUAAAGGUUAAAAAAAAUUUCUAGCCAUAACUGAAUGUUGAGCAAUAAAAACAAUGACUUUUUGUGCAUAGAUUUAAAAGAAAUACAAAUUUUAGACAUCUGCAUGUAAAUGCAAAUAUCUUGUUUACUGCUUUCUUAAACUUGAUCAACCAACUCCUUGUUUUACUACUAAUUUAAGGACUUGUAAUGGCCUGUACACAUUUUCUCUUGCUCUAAUUCUUAUGUCAUCUUUGUCUCAGCUUCUGAGUCAUACUCUUCAAUGUUGUUCUGCUCACCUUUUGUAUGGUUAUAACUAUUUUGCUUUCAUUCUCUAUAGAUAAAAUAUACUACUUUAAAAGCCUAUGCGGUGCAAAUAUUUAUCUGUUUAUCAAAUACCACAUUACACUGUAUAAUAUCUGUUUUACUAUAUACUCUAUUUUAGAAAUAGCUGUUUAGAACUAGAGUGUGCUAUUUUUGUGUUUUUCUGAUGUGUGGUGCUAGAUAAAAGUUAAUUUUAUGAACAAAUCUCCCUUUCCCAUUUUACUCCUAGGCAAUACCACAUUUGGGUCUUGUACUAUUUCACUGAAUAUCUGUGUGCUAUACAUUUACACACAUGGCCAAUCAAGUACCUGUAUCAGAGUACCUAGACUGGGGACAUGUUCUCUCUGAAUAUAUACUAUCAUUCUAUAAAGUUCUCUCUAGCAUAUUUAAUCAGGAAAAAAAUAACUCCUCAGUAAUGAUAUUUGAUAUCCUAUACUGAUUCUUCUUUCUCUCAUCUACUUUGUAACCGCAACACAUUUUGGUUAUCCUUUGGCACUGUAGUUCUGAAACAAAGUAUGCCAAGGAGAACCCAAUGGUUUCAGUUUUGUGUGUCAAACUACUUUUUUCUUUAAUGUUUUAAAGUACUAAAAAGUAGUCCUUCUUCCCCCCACAGAACAUUCUAAAUUCUUCAGUGGUGCAAUUCAGCAUCUCUGGAAUCAUAUGGGGAGGGCUACCGUAGGGUGGUGCUGUGGGUUAAACCACAGAGCCUAGGGCUUGCCGAUCAGAAGGUCGGCAGUUCGAAUGCCCGCGACAGGGUGAGCUCCUGUUGCUCAGUCCCAGCUCCUGCCAACCUAGCAGUUCGGAAAGCACAUCAAAGUGCAAGUAGAUAAAUAGGGAAGGUACAGUGGGAAGGUAAACGGCGUUUCCGUGUGCUGCUCUGGUUCGCCAGAAGCGGCUUUGUCAUGCUGGCCACAUGACCUGGAAGCUGUACGCCGGCUCCCUCAGCCAAUAAAGUGAGAUGGGCACUGCAACCCCAGAGUUGGUCACGAUGACCUAAUGGUCAGGGGUCCCUUUACCUUACCCUAGGGGUACAGUUAUAUUCUAUUGGGAGGGGGAGAAGUGGAGCCCCUAGGAGAAUCCAUGUGAAAAGAUGGUUCUGUCUUGAUUCAAGGACUUGGGAGAGAAAAGUACAAAUUAGGUGCAACAAAUUAGGAGUAACACUAGGUGAUCCACAACAAUGAACCCUUAUGUUUGGGUUAAGACACUUGAUGGGCCCAAUAAUAUUACACCUGGGACUGCCAGAAGGCAUUGAUUGUAUGAACUGGUGCAUAUAAAUGGGUCAUAUAUGUUGCCUCACUAUAUCAGUGAGGCAUGUAAUACAAUUAUUGACUCAAUGUUAGCCCACUGGUGACCCCUUACACUCCCACAAGCAGUUGUGCAGGGAUUGACCACUGUCUGAACAAGAAUCAAUAUUACCAAGGAGUAUACAAAAAAAUCUCUAGCUAUUACUGUGUUAUCAGUAGUAAUUAUCAAAGAAGGUAUGCACCUUACCAAAAUAAACUUGUCGUUUCAAUAAAGUUAGAAUGUCUGUAUUUCCAGUUCUGUGUUGCUCUAGAUUGCGCCAAUACAACAGUUAGCAUGGCUACACUGUGUUAUGUUCUCUUGGUUGCCCCAGCUUUUGUGGAUUAUUUUAACCUCACAACACUACAAGCAUGGGCCAAUGGGUUGCCAAUGGAAUUGUGGCCUAUGAUGCCGCAGGCUGGUUCUGCAAUCCUGGGCUUCCAAAGCGCACUUGGAUGCCAAUACAUCUAAGGGCUGACCCAUCCUUGCCUAUAAUUAUCAGUAUAUGCAAUAAAGAAUUUCCACAACAUGCAGUAAUACCAUUAAUACAACAAAACAGACACACGGCCAAAAGAGGUUUGGUCUCAGUUUGUAAAGCUUGAGAAACUUAAGCAUUGGUCAUACUAAAGGUGCAAUCAUAUGCACAUUUGCUUGGGAAUGUGUAUUUCUCUCUUGACUAGAAAUUUGCUAUAAAUUAAGAAAAUUAGAGCCAAAGAGUGAACUGGAAUAUGCACUUGUUGUUUCCAUGGCACCACAAAUUGCACAGCCUAAUUCUGAGCAGAAUUUGGCACCAUAAAGUACUGCAACAGUUGAAUAGUAACUUUUAAAAAAAGUACUUAAUAAUCAGACUAUUUCAGCUAGAAUUCAAGUCCUGUUAUUCAUUACCAGUAUCAUCUUUUGCAAAAACCUACUGGAUAUCAAAUAUCUAAAAUGGGGAACAACUGACCUUUAAAAUAUUUAUUACAACUCUUUUCUGUACUAUUACUGAAGCUGUAAAAUCUUUAGCAAAAUAAUAAUUGAGAAAUCUAAGAAGCUGUUUGUUUACCGCACUUUUUAAUAAUAGAGGAUAGUUAAUAUUAAAGCCACACGUCCUGGUUCCAUGCACUGCUUCUGUAUUUUGAUUUAGCAAACAAACCAUUAUUCUGGAAAUAAAUACAAAUGUAUUUAUCGGCACCCUGGCUAUAUUUUAAAGAAUAGAAAUUUUAAAUACAAACAUUUUCAGGAUAAUUGAUUUGAUUUUUUUUAAAAAAGAAAAGCUACAAUCUUCUUUAAAAAUGCAAGUCCGUGAUUGUUUUCUAGUCCCUUAUUGAUACAAUCCACCUCUUAAACAGAGAAUCUCUUGAUUUGUCUAAUAUGAGUGUCACAUACUUUAUACCAGUAAUGUUUUCCCUAAUUGUUUGGGCUUCAUUGUUUUAUAAAUUAUGCAAGUUUGUGUGAGUAAUGUUUCUUGUGUUAUUAAAUGUCUGAAGAAUAAAAAUAAAUGCUGAUUAUAAAUAUGUAUUGGUUUGAGGAUUAAGCACAUAAACAUCACCAACCUCACUGAGUAACAUACUCAGUCUUCUGUAAAUAACUACAAAUUAUCAUGAAUCUGUACUGUACAUGCAAAAAUGUGUUGUCUUACGUGUACAGUAUGUACAAAUUCAUUUUCUAGCUAUGACAAACGCAUAAGCCAUUGAGAGGAAUAUUAAAAGUAAUACUGUAAUAAAACUUCACUAAUUAUAUCUUCCCCUUUAUCACCAACUUUUUCACUUCUAUCAGAUCUUCUUUAGAGCUCACUCUUACACUUGUCAGCUUAGACUCAUUUAUUUUAUUCUGAUAUUGAACAAAGUAUUUUGAUUCAUUUUGUAAAUACAAAUGUAAAAAUAAGAGAUUUAAUGUUGUCUUUUAAAUACUCUUGAUUUUCAUUCUAAUAUGAAUGUUGUUAUAUUGUACUUAGAACCUGUACCUUUAAUAUUACAUUACCUUUAUUAAGUGCAUUGAACACAUCAAUUUUAGAUGUGCUUUAUGUACUGUUCUCCUGUAAUAAAACUUCAGCUUCUAAUGGAAAACUUGGUCACAUUCAUUUUUCACUUCAAGUACAUUAAGUGUUACUGGACUGUGGUGAGUGGACCCUGCCCUCAGGGUUAGGAUCUAAAAGACAGGAGCAGUAAUCCCUAAACAGUGUGCAGCCCAGGAUGCCCUAAGAAAACUGCUUAGAUUAGAAAACAGGCACCUACCAACAAGAGGCUGCUUGUUUUGUCUUUGCUUCACUGAUUUCGCUUUGCCUUCCUUCCAGUCAGUCUAUCUAUUGUUUCUGUUGUUGUUUAGUCAUGUCUGACUCUUCGUGACCCCAUGGACCAGAGCACGCCAGGCACUUGUCUUCCACUGCCUCCCGCAGUUUGGUCAAACUCACGUUGGUAGCUUCGAGAACACUGUCCAACCAUUUCGUCCUCUGUCGUCCCCUUCUCCUUGUGCCCCCAAUCUUUCCCAACAUCAGGGUCUUUUCCAGGGAGUCUUCUCUUCUCAUGAGUUGGCCAAAGUAUUGGAGUCUAAGCUUUAGGAGCUGUCCUUCCAGUGAGCACUCAGGGCUGAUUUCCUUCAGAACGGAUAGGUUUGAUCUUCUUGCAGUCCAUGGGACUCUCAAGAGUCUUCUCCAGCCUUCAUGGAUCACUGCCUUGUCGUGGCGAAGGGGCUUGAAUAAUUCAGAGAAGCUAUGAGCUAUGCCAUGCAGGGCCACCCAAGACGGACAGGUCAUAGUGGAGAGUUUUGACUAAACGUGAUCCACCUGGGGCAGGAACCGGCAAACCACUCCAGUAUCCCUGCCAAGAAAACUCCAUGGACAAAAACAACUGUCUAUAUGGGGGGAUAAUUCUGCUGUAGUUCUGAAUGCCAUCAUUCAGGCACUUGUAAUAUGCAGAAUUAUCCCUCUUUUUGAGAGGCUACAUGCAUUGCAGAAUAAUCUCCCAGUCUUCCAUUCAAAAACAUCGGAAGCUGCCUUUUAUCAAAUGUGAUCAUUGGUUCACCUAGCUCAGUAUUCUCUACAAUGACUCACAGUGACUUUCCAGGGUUUCAGGUGAGUCCCUGCCCUAUGUGGCAUUGCUGGAUUGAAUCUUGCAUGGGACAUUCUGUAAGCAAAGCAAGCACUCUGCUGUCAUGGAAUUCUACUCAUAUUGAUCCAGAGCAGAACUCCAAUGUAUCAUUAGCAGAGUAAAAACAUAAACACGUUGCAAGAUCCCCCCCCCCAAAAAACAUACACAGAGGCAAUUGUAUUUAAUCCAGCAGAGCUUUACUGCUACUGAAGGCAAAUGAGUAUAAUGCUCACAAAUCCAAUACAUUAAGGAUUGGCAUUGUCCAUAAGAAAUCCAGUUGCAGCAGACCUAACUUAAACUUACAAUAACUUAUAAUAAGCCUAAACACUACAUACAGAACACCACACCAGAAGGAAAGAGAGACAGAGAGUGAAACCCAGGCUCCUUCUGGCCUCACUAUUAUAGUCAGCAUGAGAAAGAGAUAACACAACCAGUUUGAACCAGCUGUACUCAGCCUCUCUGAAGGAAUAACCCAAACAUCAUGAACAUUCUGCUUGUUUCUUUCAACACAGAGAAGCUUCCAGAACCCUCUUGAAUUAAUUAGAAUAGGAAAGAUUUCUACACAUCAGAUCAAUACUUUCUGUACUAAGAAACACAAACUCAUCUACCAGUGUGGUAUGGCUCCUUGUUGUGCACACCUAAAUCCAUUAAUCACACAGAAGUUAGGUUAGCUGCCUUGAGAACAAGCAGUUCUUGAUUUUACACUCCUUAGAAGUAUAUAUUUUCAUGAAUAAGAACUCAAGUGUACUUCUAAACUGAGAGGCAGUAUGAUUCAGAGACUGCAGUUGGACAAGACCUGAUUCUACAUCCCACUUAGCCAUGAAGCUCACUAGGUGACCUUCAUCCUAACCUACCUCAUGGUGGAGAACUAUGUAUGUUGUCCUGAUGUCCUUUUAAAGAAAGGAAAGAUAAUAGGAUUAUACAAACAUCAUUUUUAAUUCAGGAAAAAGGUUAAAGAAACACUUCACUAGGUACCUACCGUAAGAGGAUUAGAGAGCAAAGAUAUAGAAAGAAGGCAAGAUUGUAUCUGAGAAAAUAAGUUUAUAAUCAAGUUGUAAAAGCCCAUUUUUCUCCCUUACUAACAUUCCUUUCAAGUCCUGUACUUAACUCUUAGAUUGGUAUUCAGCUGCCCGCACCUCAAAAUGGUCAGGUGAACCUCAAACAGGACAUAAGAAAAUAGAGUUGUAUCCAGUGUUGGCUUGUUUAUUUAGUUAGUUAGUUAGUUAGUUAGAAAAAUAUUUGGAUAGUGUUACAUCAUUUUAAAAAAUCAAAGCAGUUUACCACAAUAAAAACAAAGCCACACAAUAAAACCAUUAAAAGUCAUUAAAAAGUUAAAAUGAGGCAUCAAUUAACCAUUGUAGAAGGAUGUAAUCUAAAUAGCUUGUAUAGGUUUGGAAUUGAAAAGUUUUCAGCAGGCAUUUAAAAGUUGCCACAGAAGGUGCCCAGUGAAUCUCUAUUGGCAGAGUAUUCCACAGGACUAAGCCGAUGCCAUUACAGGCUUGCUUUCUCCUUAUCAAACGAGCCUCACCAAUGCAGGGAAUGACCAAUGGUGCAUAUACUCUGAGUAGACCAACUGAAGCUAAUAGACAUAAUUAAUUUGAAUGUGUUUACUCCAAGGUCUUAGUUGGAUUCACCUCUUUGGUCCAUUCAGCCAUAUUGUCUACACCAGGGGUCCCCAAACUAAGGCCUGGGGGCCAGAUGCGGCCCAAUCGCCUUCUAAAUCCGGCGUGUGGACAGUCUGGGAAUCAGCAUGUUUUUACAUGAGUAGAAUGUGUCCUUUUAUUUAAAAUGCAUCUCUGGGUUAUUUGUGGGGCAUAGGAAUUCGUUCAUAUUUUUUCCCAAAAGAUAGUCCGGCCCCCCACAAGGUCUGAGGGACAGUGGACCGGCCCCCUGCUGAAAAACUUUGCUGACCCCUGGUCUACACUGACUGAUGACUCUCCAGGGUCUCUCCCAGGCCUCCCUGCAGAUUUAACUUGGGGCCUUCUGCAUCCAAAGCAGAUGUUCUACUACUGAGUUACAGCCAUUAAUGUUGUCACAAGCAGUUCAUGUGAGAGACCCUCAAUCCUGGAGGCAUAGGGAGCAAAGAGCCAGAAGGCUGAAGUUGGUUCCUGAAGUCUGCCUGCCUCUGCACCUCCAGAUUGUACACCCCAGUGAACAGAAAACAUUUCUUGAGAUGCCCUCAUUUUGCUACUGCUGUCUAAAGAUGCAAUUAAAACCUGGGCUGCCAUUUAACACAUGGCAGUCAAGGCCGGAGCAAGAUUUGAGUUACAUGUUCCA
Molecule: messenger RNA, 18657 nt
Organism: Zootoca vivipara (common lizard)
Lineage: Eukaryota; Metazoa; Chordata; Lepidosauria; Squamata; Lacertidae
Source: RefSeq, a predicted model, not a curated record